Arabidopsis arenosa is the source of this 2009-nucleotide messenger RNA. The record is from the annotation of a GenBank genome assembly. NCBI's taxonomy places the organism in Eukaryota, Viridiplantae, Streptophyta, Magnoliopsida, Brassicales, Brassicaceae.
CAUGAUCGGCACGUGUGGCCUCCACUUCUCCUCUCAUUGGUCGUAAACUCGUAAUUAGCCGAUUCCUUCUCCAAAGUAUCUCACAUUUUGGUUACUGCACACUCUACUUUCUCUUUCUUCACUCUCUCAUCAAAACAAAAAAGUUUUUUUGGUUAGUUAAGACAUUGCUUUACAGCUCAAUUGCGUCUUCUUCCUCUGUCCUAUUCUUGCUUCUUCUUCUUCAUCUUCCUCCUCUCGGAUCCAUUUCGAGGAGUCUCUUUUUGUUUCUUGAAGAUAGACUGGGCGUCACGGAGCAGCUGAGUAUAUGCUACGAGUGUUGCAUUCCGGAGGCUGUUCUUUCAGAUGAUUGGCAGUAGCUAUAUUAUGCUUGAACGGUGCCAUAAUGGGCAUCUGUCUGAUGAAGCGCUGCUGCUCAUGGCUUCUUUUGAUCUCAUUGCUUUCAGCACUAACGAAUGAAAUUGAAGCAAUUAGUCCUGAUGGUGAGGCGCUUUUGAGUUUUAGAAGUGGAGUUGAGGCUUCUGAUGGUGUCAUUGGUCAGUGGAGACCAGAGGAUCCUGAUCCAUGUAACUGGAAGGGAGUGACCUGUGAUGCGAAAACAAAAAGAGUUAUAGCCUUGAGUCUUACAUAUCACAAAUUAAGGGGACCUUUAGCCCCUGAGCUUGGAAAGCUGGAUCAGUUAAGGCUUUUAAUGCUUCACAACAAUGCGUUAUAUCAACCAAUACCUGCCUCAUUGGGGAAUUGCACGGCAUUAGAGGGAAUAUACUUGCAGAAUAAUUAUAUCAGUGGGGCAAUCCCAAAUGAAAUAGGAAACCUGUCCGGGCUGAAAAACCUGGACAUCUCAAACAACAAUCUCCAGGGAGCUAUCCCUGCUUCACUUGGGCAGUUGAAAAAGCUUACUAAAUUCAAUGUCUCAAACAAUUUCCUGGAGGGACAAAUACCUUCUGACGGCCUACUCGCUCGACUUUCGAGGGACUCCUUCAACGGAAAUCUUAAUUUGUGUGAAAACAAAUCGAUGUUGUGUGCAAUGACAGUGGAAAUUCUACAGCUUCUGGGUCUCCAACAGGCCAAGGAGCUUGGUAGAGUUGAGAGUAAAAGCCUUGUGAUAGAUGUCGGUGGAGGUGCUUCUAUAGUGAUGUUCCAUGGAGAUUUGCCCUACGCUUCCAAAGAUAUUAUCAAGAAACUGGAAUCUCUUAAUGAAGAGCACAUAAUAGGCUGUGGAGGCUUUGGAACAGUGUACAAGUUGUCGAUGGAUGAUGGCAAUGUUUUUGCACUGAAAAGAAUUGUAAAGUUAAAUGAAGGUUUUGAUCGCUUCUUGCUAUAUGAUUACCUUCCUGGUGGUAGCCUUGAUGAAGCUCUACAUAAGAGAGGCGAGCAGCUGGAUUGGGAUUCGCGCGUAAAUAUCAUAAUAGGAGCGGCAAAAGGCACAUUCGGUUACUUGGCUCCAGAGUAUAUGCAAAGCGGUAGAGCGACUGAGAAAACCGAUGUUUACAGUUUCGGGGUUUUGGUUCUUGAAGUCUUGAGUGGUAAACUUCCCACGGAUGCCUCCUUCAUCGAGAAAGGCUUUAACAUUGUUGGUUGGCUAAACUUCUUAAUCAGCGAAAACCGUGCAAAGGAGAUUGUUGAUCAAAGCUGUGAAGGAGUGGAGAGAGAGAGUCUUGAUGCUCUUCUAUCAAUAGCAACGAAGUGUGUGUCGUCAAGUCCAGAUGAGCGGCCAACAAUGCACAGAGUCGUCCAGUUACUUGAAUCCGAAGUUAUGACUCCUUGCCCCAGCGACUUCUACGAUUCUAGCUCGAUGAUCUCACUUCCACAAAGUCUUCUCUUUCAGAGUUCCAUUCCAGUUUUACAAUGUUCCGAGAUUGGUGAAAGCCCUCAUUUGAUCUGAACAUGAAAUUAAAAUGUAUAUGACCAUCCAUUGUAGAAACAAUGUUCCUCUAAAUUAAUUUAUCUGCCAUACUUUGGCCUUCUUGUUUGCUUUCUUAGAUAUUUGAAAAUGAAACCAAUCAUAUAAU